AUGUCGCGAUGGCUGCCGCACGGCACGGGCCGCGAGAGUAGUAAUAUCGAGUUGGAGCCUAUAGCGGAGCAGUGGACGGAGGAGUGCAACGGGCAGCGCAGCAGCAUGGCGCGCGGAUGGAACAGGGAGUUGCGCGCUGAUGCUGGCUCUGGCACUCCAGCCUCCCACAGCCGCCAUGGCUCCGCGUUUGAUGCGGCAGAGGUGGAGGCCAGGCUCAUGAAUGAGCCACUCAUUGCCGACCCUGCCGUCGCUGCUGCUGCGGCUGCUGCCGCCGAGCCUCCGCCGGGCCUACCGAGCUGGCUUCGGGAGGUGGACGUAGGCUCGGUGAGCACAGGCUUGACGCCGCACGUCCGGUUCGACGACUCUGGCUCCAGUCCGUCCCAGGACAUGGACGGCGCCGAACCUGUGCACGAGGCUCGGGCCGAGCCUCCUCUGGGUUUGUCUCAUCGAUCGAAGCUCUCGAUUGCGCUCGACGCCGCAGGGGAGCACGACGAGGAUGGCAUGGGGGCUGAUGACGUGGACAGAGACAGGCCAAUCGGAUUCCAUAAAAUUCCGGAUGAGUUGAGGGCGAGUCGUGUGGAAGCGGCGUUUGCAGCAGCAGAUAUGAACGGGGAGCGGCGAGGGAGGGGGGCGUUUCGAGCGAGUGGGAGCAGCGGGAGCAGUGCGGGGAGCGGGCGUGGCAAGGGGUACGAGGCACCUCAGGUGUUUUCUCAGGUGGCAGCGGAGUGGGAGCAAACAGUGUGGGUGCCUGAGGGCGACUGGGAGGUGGUGCUGUCAGCGCCCUUUGGGGGCGUCACCGGUCUCGUCUACCCUGCUGCUCAAUCCUCUCAGUCUGCUGUCGCCAUCGACUCGCCUGGUUACUUUGGCUCCCCAGUGGGGCGGCUGUCAGGAGGCCACCACAUCGCCGCUCACACGCUGCCGAUCCGCGUGUGCGGUGUUGGCGCGCUGUGUGCUCGAGGCGUGCCCCGACCCGCUCUCUCCGCGUGUGCUCGCAGCCGUCUUUGUCGACUGCGCUGCUGCCUGCAACAACCCGCCACACACGCCGCCCGUCCCCACGCACAACCUCACCUGCUCACAGCCUGCCCUCUCUCCACCCUCUCGCAUCUCAUCCCAUCCCACCAGGCCCUAGGAGCCCUGCCACCGGACUUCGCAACCUACCUCUGUGCUGGUGCUUCCGCUGCUGCUACAGCCGCAUCUGCUGAUAUGGGCGCCAGAAGGCUAGUCAAGGAGGCGGCCUUUCCUUACAAUCACUACCACUUAUACCAGCACGACCCUCGCUACAGUCAACACGGGGCAGCAGGGCAGCAGAGCCGGCGCCGCAGAGUGCCUCAGCAAGGCUCUGCAGUAUCGCCCGUGCACGUGCAGGAGCAGCAGGGUGCUGCCCGGCUGCCUGCACGCGCUGCUGUGUAUGAGUCUACUCAAUCUUCCUUUGCUCCGCUGCCUGCACAUCCCCCUCCCCUUCCUCUCCCUUCCCUCCUCUGCCUUGGCUCCCUCCUCCUGCUCUCACUCCCUCUUGCACUUGACUCUUCCCACAUGCACGUCACUGACAACACCCUCUGGGAGGCCCUCGGUUCCUCCGACCAGCAGCGAAUCCAGAACUGCCACGUGGCAGUCGCCCGUGCCCUCUACACAGCUGUCAAGGACAGCUGUCUCGUCUCUGCCAUCCCCUUCCAGCCACCCCUCCCCUCCGCCGCCCAAUCCUCUGCGCCCGCCCUCCUCGCCCCUGCCGCCCGGCUGCGGCUCGUGGCGUUUGUGUGCUCGCUGGUGGGCGGCGAGCGGGUGGCACAGCGCGUGCAGGGGUGCAACUACACGCACCAUGCGUCCGGGCGACAGCUGGUGACGUUGCAGCAGCUCAGCACUGACGUGCCCUGGGCCCACGCCAACAGCGUCCCAACGCCCCUCUCCCACACCCAGCAGGCGCGCUUCACAGCCAUGCUGCUCGCCGCACUCGACUCGCUCCUCGCUCUCCCCCCCUCCCGCCUGGCUGCCCUCUCCCGCCUCCUCCACGCCCUCGACCCAGCAGUCGUGCUCCCCUCCCUGCCGCCCUGUGGGGACGCGGUGGGCCCCACGCUGCUGUGGGCGCCGGGGGUGGUGCUGAACACAACAGUGGCGGUGGGGGAGAAGGUCACGUGGCUCUGGGCUGAUGGGCUGCCUCACGCGCUCACGUUGACCGACCUGACCUCUCCUCAACCGCCCCCAUGGCACGGCUUUGGCACGGGGCAGCUGGUGGUGGCAGCAGGCUCGGAGUGUGCGAGUGACAACGUGGGGACACUGCCUGCUGCUGCCGAUGACUCAGACCGUGCCACUGCUGCCGUGCACCUGCUGUGGGCCGCACACGUCCCCCUGCCCUGCUCCCUCUCCAUCCCUGGCGACCCGGAGGUCUUCUCAGUGUCAGCAGUGCUGCUGGCCCCCAACACCUACCACUACCACUGCACACGCACCGGCCGCCUCAUGCCCGGCCUCCUCUCUGUGCUGCCUGCCCCGGCCGCCUCAACCGCCUCCUCCUCCCAAUCGCCCUCUACCGCCACCUUUUCUGCUGGCACAGCAUCUGUGAACGCAGCAGACUCAUCCGCUCUAACAGCUGCGGCCGCCCCUGCCCCAUCUGCCCCCUCUGCUCCACCUACUGCUGCUGUGUCGGCAGCAGCGGCAGUGAUCUCAGCGCCGCUGGCAGUGCAGUGUGCGCCAGGCUGCGCCCUGAGCAUGCUGGGGGACGGGCUGUGCCACAGCGCAUGCCACGUGGACGCCUGUGCCUUUGACGGGGGCGACUGUGCGUGCGCGCGCCCCCCUCGCUCGCUGCCUGCUGCCGUGGCCUCUGCUCCCUCCUCCUGCUCGUGCCCGCUGGGGCAGAUGCGCUCCAACCAGGGCUCGGGCGGCGUGGCGGCGGGCACAGCGGGCGGCGUGGCAGCAUCGCCGCUGGGCGAGCUGGUGGCGGAGAGGCAGCAGGUGGCGCAGGCGCGGUACGUGGCAGCGCAGCGCAACCGGCUUCUCAUCGGGCUCUUCCUCGAGCAGACGCGCGCCGACGGUGGACCCUGCAGGCCCUCCAGGUUCCUGAGCCUCUUCCCCUACUGUGCCAACAGCUCAUCACGCCAGCCAUUUGGAAUCAACCCAGCAUUCCUCCCCUCCUCCUCGCUCUACGACCCUGACGCUGCUGCUGCCCUCGCUGCAGCCACCAACCAAUCCCUGCCGCCUCUUGACGGCCAAUCGGACUCCUCCAUUCCGGGCGGCAGCAGCAGUGCCGUCAGCCAAUCAGACUCCUCCGUUCCGGGCAGUAGCGCCAGCUCCGUCAGCCAAUCAGCAACCGGCGGCACUGUAGCACCAGUCAAUCCCACGGAGCUGCGAGCGUUUCAGAACCACAGUGUGCCGUACGGGUUCGCGCCCGUGCAGGCGGACAAGGCGGCGUUCCCGGUCGUGUUUGACGUGAAUCUGGACAGCGGGGCGGCCGCCGCGCGGCUACAGUACCUUGUGGACGGCUUCUUUAUCGACAAUGCCACCCGCACCAUCACCGCCCAGAUGCUCACUUACAACGGUACGAUCUUCACCAUCGGCCUUUGGGAGAGCCAUCUCUUUGUGCUCACUCGAGUGCGCUUCAUCUGCCAGGUGGGAGGGCAGAUAGCAGUGAAGUACGAGAUCGAACCAGUCAACGUGGAGGUGUUUCGCACGGAGGGCGACUGGGUGCAGCUGGGGGUGACGCUCGUGUACGUCAUUGCUGUCUUGUGGAACCUGCUCGAAGAGGCUAGAGAGGCCUUCUCCCUCUGGCUUCACACGGGCAGGGUGUGGGCAUACUUCCGGUCGCUCUGGAACUGGCUGGACGUGCUCUCCCUCACCAUCCAGUUCUCCGGCAUCAUCAUGUGGUUCAUCAUAGCCAUACAGCUGUCGGGGCCCUUUUCAGUGCAGGCGCGUUACAACAUUUACGCCUCGCUGGGCGACACACCCUUCCCCUGGCAGGUAGUAUCUCCCCCAACACAGUACCUGGCAGCAAUGAGCGUAUACAACCAGAUAGAGCACAUUGUGUCCUGGCGCUCCAUCUGCGUCGCACUGCAGGGCAUCAACGUCUUCCUGAUGACCCUGCGUCUCCUCAAGCUGAUGGACUUCCAGCCGCGCAUCUCCAUCCUCACGCGCACCAUGGCAGCAGCGCUGCCCUCCCUGGGCCACUUCCUGCUCCUCUGGGCCAUCGUCUUCGUCGGCCUCUCAGUCUACGCCUACGCACUGGAGGGGUGGCCGCUGGCAGCUGCGAUGGUGUUUUGGAUCUCGUUUGUGGCGGUGAUGGUGUUUGUGCUGCUCAACGUGCUCAUCGCUAUUGUGGUCGAUGCGAUGAUGGAGGUGCAGAAAGAGUCAGAGGACUCACCGUCCUUUUUCCUGGACAUGUGGCGUGUCUUUCGAAGCUACGCCAUCCGCUGCUCCACGCGCUACUGGAAGCCUGGGCGCCUGCAGAGGCACCUGCUUGCGCUGGGGGCAGAGGACGACACCAAGCAGAUCUCCUCCCUGGCCCACUCUAUAAGGGUCAUCAAGGGCAGCUUCAGCGAUCUCGACAGCUGCUUCAGCUUCCCAACCGCCUGCCCGCAGCCGGACCUCACCCGCCCGCGCCGGGUCUUCCGAGUCAACAACCGGAGCUACACGGCCGAUAACCUAUCAAGGGUGAUCGAGCGCCGAUUGCAACGCUGCCCCGCGGGUUCUCUUUCCCGCCGAUUCUCGCUGCUCAAGGCCGAUACGGAAAGGGCGGAUCAAGGGCCAGGAAUCAAGCCUGACAAGUUGACGGACAUCAUUCUGGCGCAGUUUGGAGAGGAGAUGGGGUCGGUGGUGCGUGGUCCGGGGCAAGGCACCGACGAGGAGGCAGAUCUGGAGGUCAUGAAGGAAGAGGUGUUCCGGAUCGAGAAGAGCACGACAGUGUCGGCUGAAGGCCUGGCGGAGCUGCAGGGGGAAGUGCAGAUGCAGCGGCUUGCUCUCCGCAAUCUGCAGCGGCAGCUCACCAAUCGGGACCUUCGCCGAGCUUCCCAGCCAUUCCGUACGGAUAGUAUCGCAUCUGCUACGCGAAUCCCGGCAGCACGUAGGCAGUUCACAUUUGGAGCCAUGGCGCGCUCCCUCCUCGCCAUGCUCGUAUGCCUCACCCUCGCGACCUCCGCCCUCGCCCGCACGUACGACCGCCCCCACUUGCACCGCAUGCACGCCCGCCGCGGCCUGCGCCACGUGCGUGACCCCGCGGCUGGCUCGCGCCGCCUCCUCUCCUCCGCGUUCGGCGACGAAUCUUCCUCCACCAACCCCAAUGCUGACUAUAUCGGUUUUGACGAUUUCGUCUCGGGGCCUGUCUCUCCCGCUUCCGCGCAGCUGAAAGCCCUGUUGGCGAUUAAAGCCGCCUGGAAGAGCAGCUUCUACGCAGCUUCCACUUGGCAGGAGGGCAGUACUGACACAUCCGCUUGGGAGGGCCUCGAGAUUGACGACUCUGGGAACGUCGUCAGCAUGCGGCUGGUCUCCGCGGGCGUCGAAGGACCGUUGCCCGUGGCGUUCGCUGCACUGACGGCCCUCACGUCGCUUGAUCUCCGUCAAAAUAAGCUGACUGGCGAGGUUCCUCGCGGUGUUUUCUCCAAGAUGCCUUACCUCAAGGAGUUUUAUGUCGCGGAUAACAAUCUCUCGGGGCUGUUUCCGUGGAGGCAAUUUUUCGGGCAGGCGAAUUCCCCGCUGCAAAUGUUUGAAAUCGACGGGAACGCUUUCAUCGGUGGUGUUCCCAACACCCUUUUCCAAAACGCGCCAAAUCUCCAAGCCUUCACAGCCAGCGGCAACAAGUUUACCGGACAGAUGCCAACUGGUUUGUCGGGCUGCCCGCUUCUUUCAGUCAUCGAUUUGUCUGACAACCAGCUGACCGGCGCGAUUCCGGCCGCGUUUGGCCAAAUGGACGGGCUGGAGGUGUUUGACGUCAGCAACAACCUGCUAACCGGUUACCUGCCGGCGACCUUCGGAUUCUCAACGACGAUCAUGAACCUCGAUGUUAGCAACAACAAGCUGAGCGGUUUCCUCCCCGCAUCGCUGGCCAAUCUGGGCCAAUCGCUGCGGGCCUUCAAAGUGGCGAACAACUACUUUACUGGAGUUUUGCCCAAGUUCCCAAACCUAGGGAGGGGGUGCGGCCCCAAGGGCUCCGAUGCUGUUUCGUGUUACAGGUUCUCGAGCGUCAUUGAUUUGAGCAACAACUACUUCUACGGGAAGGAUGAGAUGACAAUCCAGGCGGCCAAUUGGACGGGCACGCCCAAGACCGACGUGAUCUGCCCAGGCAAAGACUUUCCAAAUGACAUUUCUGUUCAGGGAAAUUGCUUGGUGUCCACUGCGACCUGCACAGCCAAGUCGCAGAGGGCUGCUGCGCAAUGCACUGCGUUCUGUGGGACAGGCGCAGGGUCUCCUCAGUGUGGAGGUGGUGGUGUCUGUAUUUGGGAUGCAGCUGGUGGUAAGGCGGGAUGUCGGUGCAAGGAGGGCUUUGUGGCUUCUGCUGAUGUAAUCGCAGCCAAUUUGUUCACCCUGUCCUCCAGCAGCCGACCAAUAAUCGAACCAGCAUCGCAAGCGUCGUAUCGGGAAGAGCUGAAGGAUGCGAUCGCCGCGUUGCUGAAAAUCCAUGGCUUCUCCAAAUACGCCCUCGAAACGCUAGCUCCCGCAUUGUCCACAGGCCCCAACGAUCUCUUCCGUCAGAAUCUUACCAUUCUUGCUCCCAGCUCUGCUGCUCUCGUGCAAGUUAGCGAUGAUGCCUUUAACGCGCACGACAGCGUCCGGAUUUCCGAGUUCACGGUGCUCGCGACUCGCAUGACGUAUAGUGAAAUUUUGGCCCACCCAGAUGAUCAGCCGCUUCCCACCCUGGAGGGUUCGCCUUUAUCAAAGGUGACUGUAAUGAAGGCGGACGGAACGCCUGAUUAUGUGGUGUUUGUUCAACCAGAAGGCGCUGUGGCAGCAGGGCCUCGUGCAACCUUAGUUGCUGCUGACGUGUACCUAGGCCCCACACUCGCCAUCCAUGGCAUAGACAGCGUGCUGUUCCCUCCAUUAGGACGGGGUUGA
Messenger RNA from Closterium sp. Yama58-4, 7029 nucleotides. The record is from the annotation of a GenBank genome assembly. NCBI's taxonomy places the organism in Eukaryota, Viridiplantae, Streptophyta, Zygnematophyceae, Desmidiales, Closteriaceae.